Bombyx mandarina (wild silkworm) is the source of this 2101-nucleotide messenger RNA. Its product is annotated as serine/threonine-protein kinase 40. The record is from RefSeq and is a predicted model, not a curated record. Gene Ontology annotation, molecular function: ATP binding; protein kinase activity. Lineage: Eukaryota; Metazoa; Arthropoda; Insecta; Lepidoptera; Bombycidae. Gene Ontology annotation, biological process: protein phosphorylation.
ACGGGAAUCGACGAGAAAUCAGAAAUUCACGUUUACGUUUUAUAUGUGUACUCAUGUAUUACGUAAAUAUUAAUAAUAUUGACUAAUUCGUUGCACUGUGUGUAAUUUUGUGGAGCUUUAUAUUCUAUAAGCGUCAGAAAGAGCUCUUAUUUGUUUGUGAAGUUUCAUCGUGAUGGACCAAGAAAGGCCUGAAACCAGUAGAAAUGGAAAGAGGACACGACCUUUGCUUUCAGAGCCGAGUGAGAAGAUAUCUAGGAUGUGUUCGUACUUAGACUACGCUUCCCGUGUAUCAAAACCUAGUGGUGUAUUAAAGAAUUCAAAAAAGGUGGCGCCUUGUUCUGCAAAACGGCCUAAGUUACCUUAUAAUGAAAGUGAUGUUCCUCCUGCGGGUACACUUGUUCCUGACAAGCACGUUAGGAAAGCCGGCCCAUAUUUAUUGGGACCUAAAUUAGGUCCUAGUCCUGUCAAAAGUAUUGUUCAAUGCCUAGCUAGGAAGGCAAAGACUGAUGAGUUUUACCAGGUAAAAAUAUUGACAUUAAGAAAUGACGAUCAACCAGAGACACAGGAUGAUAGACAGGGAAAAAUGCUCCUGCAUACAGAGUAUUCAUUAUUGUCACUAUUGAAAGACCAGGAAGGUGUUAUACAUCAUCAUGGCUUAUUUAAGGAAUAUGCACUAGAAGAAGUUCCAAAUCCGAAUGGUCCAGGUUUCAUAUACACCGGAAAAGUCAGACAGAGGCUAUUCUUAGUUUUGGACUGCGUAACACCUCACCAGUUCAGUGAGAAAGGUAGCGAACUGAUAAACUUACAGCAAUAUGUUACUAAAGUUAGAAAAGUCCCCGAAAAAGAAGCAGUUCUGAUAUUCUACGAUAUUGUUAGAGUUGUUGCCAACCUUCAUAAGAGAAACAUUGUCCACCGAGAUUUAAAACUCGGCAACAUAGUGUUAAAUCAAAGGACUGGACGGAUAAUAAUAACAAACUUCUGUUUAGGAACUCAUCUCGGUAGUGACAGAGAUCUGUUGAAAGAUCAGAGAGGUUCGCCAGCUUAUAUAUCACCUGACGUUCUAAUGUGCAAGCCGUAUCUGGGCAAACCGUCGGACAUGUGGGCACUGGGCGUCGUGCUCUACACUAUGUUGUACGGACAGUUUCCUUUCUGCGACACGAGCCUAGCUCAAUUAUUCAGUAGGAUACAGGCCGCCAACUAUAAUAUACCGCCAAAUGGCAAUUCGGUACAAGUAUCACACAACACUGUAUUUUUAAUACAGAGGCUCCUAGUGAAAGAUCCUAAGCACAGAAUGGUUGCAGACGAAGUCCUCGAUCAGCUGUCGAGCAUCAUAGCGAGUUACGUUACGAUCUCCAACCCGCCCGAGGAUCUGCAAGUGGUGCCGGAUAUUCCACUAGACGAGGAGACUAAAGAAAAAAGUAGUCAGUCGAUCGAACUAGAGAAGAAACCAUUCCUGACUGUACCGGAAAAAGGCGGCGAACGGACGCCCACUUCUGGUGACGAACUCGGCGUGUAUUGCGUCCCGCUGCCGGACUUCCUGGCCUUGAAUUUCCCGUCGCCGACGCGCGUUCAGCAGAACAGUAUCCUCAUACAUCCCACGGUCGAGGCGCCGCAACAGAGGCAGAUAACGGUCCAGAGGAUAGGCAGGGACGCCAGGCCGCUCCUGCCCUGCGAGAUAGCCCGGUACCAGCACAUGUUCGCUCCGAACCAGAGGAGGGAGACCCCCGCCCCGGAGUCCAGGCCGGACAACCCGAGGCCUCCGACGGCGGAAAAUUCCAGACUGAGGCACUUAGCUCAGCGGAUCCCCCGGCUCAACGCGGCCUCGCACUCCGCCGACCUCCGGGUCGUGCCGUGGUCCGACGCUUCGAGAAACAGGAGCUGGGAUCCGGAUUACUUCCCGCGCUCGCACGUUCCAGAACAUUCUAGAGUCCAAGCGAACGAAACCGGUAGCGUCUCUAGACAAGAAGAUGAAUAUUAAUUUGAGCGUUGCGUAUUUCCGUGUCGUUUUGCUGCCAGAUUAGAUUUUUUUUUUAUGAUGACCUCUUUUUGGCGGGAACGCGAGGAGUGAAGUUGUGUGAUUUGUUUUAUUUUGUCUAUUUAG